Messenger RNA from Caenorhabditis sp. 36 PRJEB53466, 1670 nucleotides. NCBI's taxonomy places the organism in Eukaryota, Metazoa, Nematoda, Chromadorea, Rhabditida, Rhabditidae. The record is from the annotation of a GenBank genome assembly.
AUGAACCCAGUGCGCUCCGUCCAGAGUAUCUCAACUGUCUAUAGAUAUAUCAAAAAGUGGUCAACUGAUGAAAUGUACAAAAUGUUUUAAUGAGCAUUUUUUGUUGACUACUUAUCUCCACUCGCAGUUGAGAUAUGACCGCUGAAUGAAGGAGUGGCCGCGAUUUUCAUCCAACGCAAGUCGAAGGCGCAGAGUAUCUACGCGACCGUACUUCAUGCAAAGUCGAACACCGAUGGGUACAAGGAACAGGGCAUCACGUUCCCGUCUGGCGAGAGACAAGCUCAGCUGCUGCAGGAGGUGUACUCGGAGGCCGGAGUCGAUCCGAACUCGGUCUACUGCGUGGAGACGCACGGAACCGGAACGAAGAUCGGCGAUCCGCAAGAGGCCAACUCCAUCUGCCAAGUGUUCAGUUCCAAAAGAACCGAUCCCCUGCUCGUCGGAUCCGUCAAGUCGAACAUGGGAUACGCGGAGCCGGCGUCCGGAGUUUGCUCUCUUGCAAAGAUCCUCUUGUCAAUUGAGAGACAAAGAAUCCCGCCAAACUUGCACUACAGCACUCCGAACCAGUACAUCCCCGGAUUGGUGGACGGGCGGUUGAAGGUGGUCACGGAGCCGACACCACUGCCGGGAGGCAUCAUCGAAGUCAACUCGUUCGGAUUCGGAGGAUCCAACACUCACGUCAUUCUGAAGGCGGCCGAUCAUGAGGCGCCGGAGAUCACUUCACCACCAUUCACCAAGAUUGUCACGUUAGUUCGCACUUCUUGUUGAGUCGAAUUCAUAGUAUUUCAUUUCAGUUACGGAAGAACCCAAGAAGCCAUCGAGAGCAUUCUUUCGAACGUUGAAGCUCAAAAAGAACGACUUGUACCUGCAAGCUCUGCAGGCGAUUCAGACGAAUUUGCCGCCAAAGGACCUUCCGUUCCGUGGCUACAUGCUGCUGAACCGCGAGAACAAUCAGGAGACGUUGAAGAGUGUUUCAAAGAUUCCGAUCACCGAGCCACGUCCAAUCUACCGUAAAAACUGUAUUAUAACGGCACCUGUAAUAGAACGGCACCUGUAUUAUAACGGCACCCCCAGACAUCUAUUUAGAAGCGGAAAAUUCAGAAGCAGUUAUUCUUGUUGUUAUAAUUUUCUGUAAAAAAGGUGGAACUCUAUUCCGAAAAAUAUAACGGCACCCUGUAAUAUAACGGCACCCCCAGACAUCAUUCGAAAAAUAUAACGGCAUGCCGUUAUAAUACAGUUUUUACGGUAUUUCAUCUACUCGGGAAUGGGAUCACAGCGGCCGGGCAUGGCCUUCAAACUGAUGAAGAUUCCGCUUUUCGACGAAUCGCUUCGCCCCUCCAGCAAAAACUUUGGAUGAGUACGGACUGAACGUGUACGGAAUGUUGUGCAAUCCGGACCCGGAGCAGUAUAGCAGCAACACGCUCAACUGCAUGCUCGCGAUCACCGCCAUCCAAAUCGCUCUGACCGACACACUGUUCGCACUCGGAGUCACGCCCGACGGAAUCAUCGGACACUCGAGCGGAGAGAUGGGAUGCAGGUACGCGGACGGAGGAAUCACGCGCGAGCAGACGAUGCGACUCGCCUACCAUCGCGGAACGACCAUCAUGAAGCACACUGAGAUCAAGGGAGCGAUGGCGGAUCAUAGCUUUCACAAAAUAACUUGUUUGGAGUAA